Messenger RNA from Sceloporus undulatus (fence lizard), 9429 nucleotides. RefSeq names its product protein tyrosine phosphatase receptor type Q (gene PTPRQ). Gene Ontology annotation, molecular function: protein tyrosine phosphatase activity; protein binding. Gene Ontology annotation, biological process: protein dephosphorylation. The record is from RefSeq and is a predicted model, not a curated record. NCBI's taxonomy places the organism in Eukaryota, Metazoa, Chordata, Lepidosauria, Squamata, Phrynosomatidae.
UCAUUUUAUGGACAGAUCUAAAUGAUAUUAAGGAGGAAGGGCAAUUUUCUUGGACAGAUGGUUCUCCAUAUCUUGGAAAAUCUGAACUCCAUUCUAUGGCAAUGGUACCAGAAAAUGAGACAAAUUGUUAUGCUUUCCAGAGAAAUCCAGCUGGUCCAGAUUAUUUCUUCGUGGGUUUUUUCUGCUAUAUUCCAUUGCCAUAUAUUUGCAAAUAUGAGUUACCUUCUGUUCCGGAAAACUUCACAUUUAAAGUGCAAGAUAUUGGCACAAAUGAAGCAACCUUUUUCUGGAGCAGUUUGAAUGGUUGGCUUCAUUCAGGCUUUCAGAUCAAUAUUAAAUACUAUUUUGAACAUUCAGAUCAAUAUUUUGAAACUUUUAUGCUAAAUACAACAUGCACAAAAAUUCUGGAAUUGUGCCCAGGUCAUUCUUAUAAUUUUUUAUUAUCGGCAAGGAACCCUGAAGGAGCACAAGUUACUCUACAUUCAGUCAUCAUGAUAGAAACAAGGCCAUUACAUUUACACAAUGUAAGGGCAAUACAGGUGACAUCAUCAGAAAUAGUUUUGCAAUGGGAUAUUCCGGUGAGCUCAUGCAAUGCAUCUUUUCAUCAUUACCUGGUUAGCAUCUUUGAUAGCAAAGUAGCAAAAUGGGAAACAUUCCCUUUUGGAAAAACCAACACUACAACUGUUAUUAGAAGUGUCAAACCAUACCAUCGGUAUCAGCUAUAUCUUCAGAGUGUGUCUGGACAGGGAACUCUAAGCUGCUAUGAGGAUCCUAUGAUAGUAAUAACGGGAGUCAGCCCGCCUACCAAUGUAUUCAUCUAUCCAGAGGAUGUAGGAGAAGACCAUGUAAUUGUAUAUUGGAAACUACCACAAGAGGGCCAGGAAUCCUAUAUUCAAGCAAAGACUGCAACAUUCAAGGACAAAAGCAUGUCAUUUUUAGUGAACAACACAGACAGAUUUAAAAUUGAACACCUAAUUCCUGGAAUGACUUAUGAAAUAGGAGUGGCCACUGUGACCAAUGGAAAUAAGAGUGAUCUGCAUAGUAUUCAGUGCACCCUUAAACCAAAACCAGCACAAAUUGUCAUCCCAUAUGAAAUUCACAAUAAUUCUGUGGUGUUAUUUGUUCAAAUGCCUACUGCUGGAAUUGCUGAUGGCAUACAUGUUAUAUGUAAAGGAGGCCCUAAUGAAUCACUGACUUUAUCAACUGAUGGAAAAGUAACCAUAGAAAACUUAAUUCCAGGCACAGAAUAUGAUUUCUUUGUUUCUACAACCAGUGGCUAUGUGUUAAGUUCUCCAUAUCAACUGCGAGCUGUUAGAACAUGUCUUGCAGCUCCACUAAAUGUACGUGAAGGCAGAGUUACAGAUAUUUCAAUACAGAUUAUUUGGGAUCAAGCAUCUGGAAACUUUCAGCAGUAUGAAGUCAUAUGCAUGAACUGUGCAGGUACUUCCAUGGUCCAAAAAGUCCAAAAAGAAAUGGCAGAAUUUUCCAGUUUGAGCCCAGGCUUGUUGUAUAAUUUUACAGUUAAAACAGAAAAAGAAGGAUACAAAGACAGCGUUCCUGUAAGCAUACAAAUAGAGACCGAACCAAUGGUGAUAUGUGGUCUAAUGGUAACAGCAGUAAAUACUUCGUCUGCCACAUUAAUAUGGAAUCCAAGCAAGACUAAGUUCACCCAUUAUAGAGCAUCUGUAUCAAACAAUACUUUCAAAAAGGAAUAUGCUAUUUUAGGAACUCAGUCAUAUCACACCAUUUCAAAUCUGAUUGCUGGUGGGAUUUAUAAUUUCACACUGCAGAGAGUAAAAGGCAGUGCUGAAAGUGUUACUGCAUUUACUGAAAUCAUUGCAGAGCCUGAAAAGCCAGAGAAGGUUGAAGUCUUCAAUGUGUCAUCACAUUCAUUUUCUCUUCGCUGGAGGCUACCGUAUGGAUACGUGGAAAGGUUUCAUGUGCAUCUCACACCUCCUCAUGGCUUUGUUUCUAUCCAAGAAGUGGGAGGUGGGGAGUAUCAGGCUGAUAUUUCAAACACCACUCCUGGAACAAUGUACAGUGUGACUCUUUCUUCCGUUACCUCUUCAGUGUACAGCUCACCUGUCAGCAAAACAGUGACAACUAAUGUAACUAAUCCAGGACCUCCUGUUUUCCUUGCCGGAGAAAGAGUGGGUUCUGCAGGAAUUCUUCUCUCUUGGAACACCCCCCCUCAUCCAAAUGGGAGGAUUAUAUCUUACACUGUCAAAUAUAAGGAGGUAUGCCCUUGGAUACAAAAUACCUACACUCAAGUUACAACAAAGCCAGACAGUUUGGAAGUCCUUCUCACCAAUCUCAACCCUGGAACAACCUACGAAAUUCAGGUUGCUGCUGAAAAAUUGUGAGGCAUUGGAGUGUUUAGUGACCCAUUUCUCUAAACUGCAGAAAGUGCUCCAGGCAAAGUGGUGAAUCUCACAGUUGAAGCUUUCAACUAUUCUGCAGUAAAUCUGGUUUGGUUUCUGCCUCGACAGCCCAAUGGAAAAAUAACCAGUUUCAAAAUUGUGUGAAGCAUGGCAAGGAGUGGGAUAGUAGUGAAAGAUGUUCUCAAAGUGGAGGACCUUCUGUGAAGGCUGCCAGAAUGUAAUGUAAGAUAACAAAGUGAAUCAUUUUUGUGGAGUACUACCACUCCUUCAACUAAUCCUAGAAAAACUAUGUAUUUAUCUCAAGUACAAUUUCUCCUAGCAAAAUGAAGCUCUGUCUGGAAUGAACCUAUGUUUUGCGUGACUAAUCUCCGACCAUAAUACUUACCUUUUUGAAGUUCUGCAGUUACCACGAAGGGUUAUAUUGAUAGUGCAAUUGUCAGGACACCGGAAUCAGUUCCAGAGGAUCCACCUCAAAAUUUAGUCAAAAGCAACAUUACAGGAAAGUCUUUCUCACUUUCUUGGGAACCACCAACCAUUGUUACUGGAAAAUUUAGCUACAGAGUUGAGUUAUAUGGACCCUCUGGGCAUAUUUUGGAUAAUAGCACGAAGGACAUGAAAUUUACCUUUAGUAAUCUAAUACCAUUCACAACAUACGAUGCUUUUGUUGCUGCUGAGACAAGUGCUGGAGUGGGGCCAAAAUCAAAUUUAACAGUAUUCACACCUGCAGGAGUUCCAGGACCUGUGUUUGAUUUGCAUGUUGCAGAGGAAGCAGCAAGCUUCAUUAGAAUUGCUUGGAAGAAACCACAGCAACCAAAUGGAAUUAUCACACAAUACAGAGUACAAGUAUUACUUGAGGACACAGGGGAGACUCUUGAAGAUACAAUUCUGUCAGAAAAAGAUAAGUAUUUUGUUGAAUCUGUGGAUCCAGAUAUGAUAAAUGAAUAUACACCAUCUAUCACAUGGAAUAAAUUAGAAACAGUGACUAGUUCAUAUGAAGGUUCAGCUGACAUGUUCCCAACAGAGCACAGAUUUUCUCCAGUAAAAUUUACAAAUAUGCCUGGUGAUAAUUUUCCCACUUUCAACGAAAUGUCAGAGCUAUAUGCAGAUUCUGCUGAGCAGCUGUCAUAUCUUAUAAAUGGACUCCAACCUUUCACUAAAUAUGCAAUUGCUGUAUCUGCUUUUACCAUCAUUGGAGAAGGACCAUCAGCUAUUCUCAUUGCUAGAACGAGUGAACAAGUUCCAAGCUCUGUAGAAAAUAUAAAUUAUAAAAAUAUUAGUUCAUCCUCAAUUUUGUUGUAUUGGGAUGUACCAGUGAAUCCCAAUGGAGAAAUCACACACUACACAGUUUAUGCAAUGGAGUUGGAUACAAACAGAGCUUUUCACAUGACCACGUCAAAUAACAGCAUCUUGAUUACAGGCUUGAGAAAGUAUACAGAUUAUAAAAUGAGAGUAGCAGCCUCCACAACUAUAGGAGAAAGUGCUCUGUCGGAAGACAAUGAUAUUUUUGUGACAACUCCUGAAGAUGAGCCUGAUUCACCACCACAGAAUGUUGAAAUAUUAGAAGUGACUGCCACAGAAAUAGGCUUAAAAUGGUCACCUCCAGAAAAGCCCAAUGGGAUCAUAACACACUAUGAAAUUAUGUAUGAUGAUGCCAGCACUUUAAUUUUUAAAAAUACCACAGCAACAAAUCUUCUUCUAAAUGGCUUGAAACCAUAUACUCUGUAUAACAUUUCUGUGAGGGCUUUUACCCGGCUUGGUCAUGGGAAUCAGUCGUCUGCCCUGUUAUCUGUAAGAACAGCUGAAACUGUACCUGAGUUUCCACCACAAAACAUAACCUACAGGAACAUAUCUUCUUCAGAAAUAGAAUUAUCUUAUGAACCUCCUUCUGUCCCCAAUGGGAUUAUUGAGAGCUAUACUAUAUACCUCAGAGAAACUGAUGGAACUGAGGAAAGAAUCAUCAAUACCACAAAUUUGUCAUUGACUAUUUCAGGUUUAAAAAUAUAUACAAGAUACAUAGCUGAAAUAUCUUCAAGUACUGCAAAAGGAGAAGGUGCUCGCAGUGUACCUCUGAAUAUACUGACUGAUGAAGAUGUUCCUAGUUCUCCUCCACAAUUGCUCACUGUAAAACAGUUGGCUGGUGUCACUGUGAAAUUGUCAUGGCAACCUCCGCUGGAGCCAAAUGGAAUUAUCCUCUAUUACACAGUUUAUAUCUGGAACCUAAUGUCAAGAAGUAUUAAUGUGACAGAAACAUCAUUAGAGAUCACAGAUCUCGAAUAUAACAGUGAAUAUAAUGUUUAUGUAACAGCAAGUACCAGAUUUGGUGAUGGAAACAUGAAGAGUAUCAUGACUGUGUUCAGAACCUCUGAAGGAGCUCCAAGUGAUCCACCUAGAAAUGUGUGGUAUAAAAAUCUCACUUCUUCAUCAAUACAAAUCUUCUGGGAUCCUCCUCAAAAGCCAAAUGGAGUCAUACAGUUUUAUACGAUAUACUACAAAAAUGAUUCCAACACUUAUAUACAGAAUUUCACCAAUUAUUCUACUGAUAGUGGUGCUGAUAAUACAAGUUUGUCUACAGUAUUAAAUGACUUAGCAAAAUGGAGUCACUACACACUUUGGCUAACUGCAAGCACAACCAUUGGCAAUGGAAACCAAACCAGUGAUAUAAUGCAAUUGUACACAGAUCAAGAUAUUCCUGAUGGACCUAUUGAACAACUGGCCUAUCAAAAUGUUUCUUCCACUGCUGUAAAUAUAAGUUGGAUGCCCCCAAUCCAGCCAAAUGGAGUUGUCUUCUAUAAUGUUUCACUAGAGAUACAGGAUGCUCAAGGAAACCCUGAGAUUUGGUCAUUCAUUUCAUAUGAUACAAAUGUGAUUAUUAAUCAGCUAGAAAAAUAUACCAGUUACCUUCUAAACAUCACUCCAGCAACAGAAAAAGGGCCAUCUGACAUACACACCACUAGUUUGUACAUCACAACUGAAGAAGAUGUUCCAGAUUCUGCACCUGUUAUGAAAUCAUACAAAAACCUUUCAUCUACCUCAGUAAUGUUAUCCUGGGAUCCUCCAGUCCAGCCAAAUGGCAUCAUAAUAAGCUAUGACUUAAAGCUACAGGGCCCAGAAAGAAAUGAAUCUUUCACUACCUCCAAUAAUUCAAUCAUUUUAGAAGAUCUUUCACCCUUUACACUGUACAGUUUUUUUGCUUCUGCAAGAACUAUAAAAGGACUUGGGCCGUGUGCUGUACUAAUGUUCUCCACAGAUGAGUCAGUUCCACUGGCUCCUCCUGAGAAUCUGACAAUCAUUAAUUACACAUCUAACUCUGUGUGGCUGGAAUGGAAUCCAAGCCCUCAACCAAACGGUAUUAUUAGAACAUAUGUUUUCAACAUUUUUGACAACAGUAGUCAAACGACAUAUUAUCAAAACAUUUCAGGUUCUCACAAUGAAACUAAUAUUCUUGGACUAGAACCAUUCAGCAUUUAUUUCAUCAGCGUUUCUGCAUUCACAAAAGUUGGAAAUGGCAAUCAAUACAGUAAUGUUGUACAGUUCACAACAAUGGAAUCAGCUCCAGAUAUUGUCCAGAAUAUCCAGUGCACUGCAACCAGCUGGCAGUUAGUUCUAAUCCAGUGGGACCCUCCUUUGAAGAAAAAUGGGAUUAUUACCCAUUACAUCAUAACGUUUGGAAAGAAUUCAACCAUCAUAUCUUCCACUAAUGAAACAGUGCAUACUUUCAGAGACUUGUUAUCAAAUACCUCUUACCAGUUUAAAAUAAAAGCUGCAACAGCUGCAGGGGAAGGCGAAGAACAGACAUGCAAUGCCAGCACAUUUCCAGAAAAAGCUCCCAGUGCUCCAAGAGAGAUAGCUUUUUCAAAUGUACAAGCAACAAGUGUGACCUUGAGGUGGCGAAUGCCAGCUACUAUCUUUGGCUACUUUCAAAACUACAGGAUUACUACACAGUUACGCUCUACUUAUUGUGAUAACUGGGAAGCUGAAUGCAUUGAAUAUGAGAAAGAGCAAUAUUCACAUCUUGUUGGUGCUCUUACAGAAGAAACAGUUUAUGAUCUUAAAAAAUUCAGAUGGUACAGAUUUAAAGUUUCGGCAAGUACAAAUGCUGGAUAUGGUGGUUCCACACCUUGGAUUUCUACACAAACUCUUUCUGGAUCUCCAGAUGCUCCUCCAGAAAAUGUAACUGCAGUAGUUACAUCUCCUUACAGUAUUAAUAUUAGUUGGAAUGAGCCUCUCAUCCUAACUGGACCAACAUUCUACCUCAUUGACAUUACCUCAGUGGAUACAGAUGACUAUAAAGCUUCAUUUGUCAAAACAAAUGAUGAGGAAAAAACUCUUGCUGUUUCCGGUUUAAGGGCAUUUACAAGAUAUUCUGUAGUGGUCACUGCGUUUACAGGAGAUAUACAUUCUGCACACACUGAAGGCAAACUUAGCACUGCAGUUAUUGUUUCCACAUCUGAAGCAGUACCCAGAGACCCACUUAACAAUGUAACAUUUCAGAAGAUACCCAAUGAAGUAACAAAAUUUCAGGUGACAUUUAUACCACCAUCUGAACUCAGUGGUAUAUUCAAGUAUAUCAAGCAAUGGCUACAAGAAGAUGACCCAACUAUCUUCCAAAUCUAUAAUUUAACUGUUAUCGGACCGAACAAACAAGUCAGUUACUGCCUGAUAGAGGGACUAAAAGGAGGUAUACAUAUAUAUCAGUGUUAUGCACUCAAUGGUGCUGGUGCAGGGCCAAAGAUCCAACUUAAAAUCACAACAGACAUGAAAGAACCACCAAGGCCUAGUAAGAAGCCAAUGCCAGUAUAUGAUACUAGUGGAACAUUACUUGUGACUUCUACAACAAUUACUAUCCGUAUGCCAGUUUGUUACUUAGUGAUAUCUGGACCCAUCAAGAAAAUACAAAUUCUAGUUGCAGAAGUAGGAGUUCAGCAUGAUGGCAAUGUAACCAAGUGGUAGUGCCUACUCAAGAAGCCAAGGCCCUAUUUUGUUAAUGAGGGUUUUCCAAACCCUCCAUGCAUUGAAGGAAAUGAAGGGCUGCCCAGCAGGAAGAUGUAUAUGUAAUGGGGCUGACAGUACAUGUAUGUACCAGGAAGUGAAGAAAAAAUUUGUAAUGGUCCUAAGCCCAGAAAGCAGUACUUAUUUAAAUUCAGAGACAAUAUCAAAGGCAGUUUUACAGAUUCAGACUCUGACCCCAUCAAAACUUUAGGUGAUGGACUGUCUGAAAGAGCUGUAGAAAAUAAUACUUGCGUUACUUUGUGCAUUUGUCUAAUUCGCCAAAAGCAAAAAGAAGGGGGCACAUACUCUCCACGGGAUGCAGAAAUUAUUGACACUAAAUUCAAACUAGAUCAGUUAAUCACAGUGGCAGACCUGGAAAUGAAGGAUGAGAGAUUUACACGGUUACUUAGUUAUAGAAAAUCCAUCAAGCCUAUAGGCAAGAAAUGUUUUCUACAACAUGUUGAAGAGCUUUGUGCAAACAACAACCUAAAGUUUCAGGAAGAAUUUUCGGAACUUCCCAAGUUUCUUCCAGAUCUUGCCUCAACUGAUGCCGAUCUUCCUUGGAACAGGUCUAAAAACCGUUUCCCAAACAUCAAGCCAUAUAACAACAACCGGGUGAAGCUAAUGCCUGAUGCAAGUAUACCUGGAUCUGAUUACAUCAAUGCCAGCUAUGUUUCUGGUUAUUUAUGUCCAAAUGAAUUUAUUGCAACUCAAGGACCACUCCCAGGCACAGUAGGAGAUUUCUGGAGAAUGGUAUGGGAAACACGAGCAAAAACCCUUGUUAUGCUAUCUCAGUGUUUUGAAAAAGGACGAAUAAGAUGUCACCAGUACUGGCCUGAAGACAACAUACCAGUGACUGUUUUUGGAGAUAUAGUGAUUACCAAAUUAGUUGAAGACAUUCAAAUAGACUGGACCAUAAGGGAUUUGAAAAUUGAAAGGCAUGGGGAUUGCAUGAUGGUGCGUCAGUGUAACUUUACUGCUUGGCCAGAACAUGGAGUACCUGAAGCAAGUGCAUCAUUGGUCCAUUUUGUAAAGCUAAUUCGUGCCAGCCGAGCACAUGACAGUACACCCAUAGUUGUUCAUUGCAGUGCUGGAGUUGGAAGAACAGGCAUUUAUAUCGCCCUUGAUCAUUUAACGCAGCAUAUAAAUGACCAUGACUUUGUGGAUAUCUAUGGACUUGUAGCUGAGCUGCGAAGUGAAAGGAUGUGUAUGGUUCAAAAUCUGGCACAAUAUAUAUUUUUGCACCAGUGUGUUUUGGACUUAUUGACAAUCAAGCGGAGCAGCCAGCCUGUAUGUUUUGUUAAUUAUUCAGUACUGCAAAAGAUGGAUUCUUUGGAUGCCAUGGAAGGUGAUGUAGAACUAGAAUGGGAAGAAACCACCAUGUAAAAAUAUGGGCAAGAAACAAAUUGAAUUUUUAAACAACAGAGGCCAAAACAUAUCCCAUUCUUACAGUUAACUGAAAGCAAAGUGUAAUUUUUGUAGAAAAAAGAAAAGAAAAAAGAAAUUAUACUUUAUACUUUUUUAAUAUGUCUUCACAAAUACUAUAAGUACUAAAAAUAUUGAAAUGACAUUGAAUAUGGGCAACAGCUCUUUGGUCUGAUCCAGCAGGUAUUUUCCUUAUCAUCUGGUUGUUGUUGUAGUUUUAAUUAGAAAUUAACAAGAAUGUGGAAGAAAUAUAAAACAGCAGCACCCCCAUGUCUCAUGUCAUAUCUAAUUUCACCUUUAAAGCUGCUUUUCAAAUUAAGCUGUGACAAAAGCAUCUGUUUCUCUACAUAUAUACAAAUGGGAGUUGUUACCAGUCAUUUUGUGCAGACCUCCAUAAUCAUCAUUGCCAUUAUUUUACAUCAGUUCCUUAGUUAAGUAUACUGUGCAUAACUAAAUAAACCAUCCUGGCCUGAACCCCCCCCCCCCAAACUUGAUGGAAGCAUCAUUCACCUGUGCUUGAUAGCCAGCAGUGUAGGCCUCCUUCUUCCUAAGCAGCUGAUGCCCAUUGAAGUAAAUUGGGGGAGGGUUGUGUCAAUAGUAUCACAACUGUGAUCAAGUAGCACUUGUGAAUACA